UGCGCAAUUCCGUUAGGCAAAAUGCAGAACGAAAUUGCUGAUGUGUGAAUGGGGCCUUAUGUGGGGGCCGGGGAGGUCCGCCGCAGCCCCCGUUCUUAUCGUCGAGGUCGUAGUUCAGUUUAGAGCGUCCAGUGGUAAAUUCCCUUUGCGCAGCCAGCGGUGGACAUGAGCGUCUGCCAGUGUCGGGGGGCCACAGAUUUUGAGGGGUCCAGUUACAGUAGCUUUUAGAUUCUAAUUCCGCUCUACAGGAAAGAGGGGCGCCAUAAUCCAUCCAUAAUAUAUGGGGGUCCGGCACAGAGCAGGCGCGAGGGGCUGCAAGAGCUUCACAAGGACUAAGGGCAGGAGGGGCAGCAUCUCUGGAGCAGUGGGGGGGCGAGUAUGCUGGGGUCGGAGGUCAUCCUGACGUCACGCAGAGGCUGAAUAGAGGGGUUAGGACGGGAGGAAGAAGGGGAGGCUCGAUGAACGCCCCCCACACAGAGGCAUCCGUAUUCUCGAAGCUCUCCGCACGACCGCUUUUUGAUUUUUGUUCAGAAAACACACAUUUCAGAUAAAGUAUUCUACAUAACGGACAAAUGGGCGCUAGAAUCCGGCAGCCGCGAAAGUGCCCUCAGCGCCACCGAACCCUAACAGCGAUAAAACUCUGUCUGCUGGGCUCUUGGACGCCUCCACGUGUUCCGCCAUUUUCAUCUCUUUACGUGCGGUUCUGUUGCCUCGCUCGUCCACAUUAUUUUGUGAGUUACGGGAGCAUCUCUUUCAUCAGGAGAAGGGGCCGCCCAUGUCCCUGCAGAUGUGGCCUCAGUGCAGAGAAGGGGCCGCCCAUGUCCCUCCAGAUGUGGCCUCAGUGCAGAGAAGAGGCCGCCCAUGUCCCUCCACAUGUGGCCUCAGUGCAGAGAAGGGGCCGCCCAUGUCCCUCCACAUGUGGCCUCAGUGCAGAGAAGGGGCCGCCCAUGUCCCUCCACAUGUGGCCUCAGUGCAGAGAAGGGGCCGCCCAUGUCCCUCCACAUGUGGCCUCAGUGCAGAGAAGGGGCCGCCCAUGUCCCUCCACAUGUGGCCUCAGUGCAGAGAAGGGGCCGCCCAUGUCCCUCCACAUGUGGCCUCAGUGCAGAGAAGGGGCCGCCCAUGUCCCUCCACAUGUGGCCUCAGUGCAGAGAAGGGGCCGCCCAUGUCCCUCCACAUGUGGCCUCAGUGCAGAGAAGGGGCCGCCCAUGUCCCUCCACAUGUGGCCUCAGUGCAGAGAAGGGGCCGCCCAUGUCCCUCCACAUGUGGCCUCAGUGCAGAGAAGGGGCCGCCCAUGUCCCUCCACAUGUGGUCGAGAAGGGGCUGCCGGGAGCCAUGACCGGUAACGUCUUGGAGACGUGACCCAGAGAGUCCGGCUGGUCUUCAGCAGAGAUUUCAGCUCUGCAGUCUGUAGAAUUGUGAGUGCAGCUCUAGAGUAUAAUUUAGCCCCAGAUCCGGUUCCAUCAUGUAGACCUCUUCAUCCACCCCUGCCCUGAUACAUUGUAACGGCUCAUUCCACCCCGCACCUCAUGUACUGUCACAUGCUUCUGCACCGCUGGGUCCUAACGAGUCUGUAACGAAACUGGAGACACUUACCUGACCUAAUACCCAUCCUAGGGACGUUUAUGGGUAAAUACUGGGCCGCAGAUGCUUCCUGCUCUCACCUGUGGGUGACGCCUCUGCUGUUUACACCUUCAUGCCUCCAUGUCCGCUGUGUGUGGGGGUUAUUCUCUGUCCGCGGCCUCCACGUCCGCUGUGUGUGGGGGUUAUUCUCUGUCCGCGGCCUCCAUGUCCACUGUGUGUGAGGGUUAUUCUCUGUCCGCGGCCUCCAUGUCCGCUGUGUGUGAGGGUUAUUCUCUGUCCGCGGCCUCCAUGUCCACUGUGUGUGAGGGUUAUUCUCUGUCCGCGGCCUCCAUGUCCACUGUGUGUGAGGGUUAUUCUCUGUCCGCGGCCUCCAUGUCCGCUGUGUGUGAGGGUUAUUCUCUGUCCGCGGCCUCCACGUCCGCUGUGUGUGGGGGUUAUUCUCUGUCCGCGGCCUCUAUGUCCGCUGUGUGUGGGGGUUAUUCUCUGUCCGCGGCCUCUCUGUCCGCUGGGUGUGGGGGUUAUUCUCUGUCCGCGGCCUCCACGUCCGCUGUGUGUGGGGGUUAUUCUCUGUCCGCGGCCUCUAUGUCCGCUGUGUGUGGGGGUUAUUCUCUGUCCGCGGCCUCCACGUCCGCUGUGUGUGGGGGUUAUUCUCUGUCCGCGGCCUCUAUGUCCGCUGUGUGUGGGGGUUAUUCUUUGUCCGCGGCCUCCACGUCCGCUGUGUGUGGGGGUUAUUCUCUGUCCGUGGCCUCUAUGUCCGCUGUGUGUGGGGGUUAUUCUCUGUCCGCGGCCUCCACGUCCGCUGUGUGUGGGGGUUAUUCUCUGUCCGCGGCCUCUAUGUUUUCUGUGUGUGGGGGUUAUUCUCUGUCCGCGGCCUCUACGUCCGCUGUGUGUGGGGGUUAUUCUCUGUCCGCGGCCUCCACGUCCGCUGUGUGUGGGGGUUAUUCUCUGUCCGCGGCCUCCACGUCCGCUGUGUGUGGGGGUUAUUCUCUGUCCGCGGCCUCCACGUCCGCUGUGUGUGGGGGUUAUUCUCUGUCCGCGGCCUCCAUGUCCGCUGUGUGUGGGGGUUAUUCUCUGUCCGCGGCCUCCACGUCCGCUGUGUGUGGGGGUUAUUCUCUGUCCGCGGCCUCCACGUCCGCUGUGUGUGGGGGUUAUUCUCUGUCCGCGGCCUCCAUGUCCGCUGUGUGUGGGGGUUAUUCUCUGUCCGCGGCCUCCAUGUCCGCUGUGUGUGGUAAUUAUUCUCUGUCCGCGGCCUCGCUGUGUGUGGGGGUCAUUCUCUGUCCGCGGCCUCCAUAUCCACUGUGUGUGGGGGUCAUUCUCUGUCCGCGGCCUCCAUGUCCACUGUGUGUGGGGGGGGCAGUUAAUGAAUAAUGUUAUAUUGUAACUGAUUUUUGCAGGAAGUGAAACAGGAAAUCAACCAGCGCUUCACGAUCAGCGACCUC
Messenger RNA from Bufo bufo (common toad), 3020 nucleotides. RefSeq names its product loricrin-like. The record is from RefSeq and is a predicted model, not a curated record. Bases 1702 to 2949 code for a protein of 415 amino acids. NCBI's taxonomy places the organism in Eukaryota, Metazoa, Chordata, Amphibia, Anura, Bufonidae. The transcript has 2 exons.